Gorilla gorilla gorilla (western lowland gorilla) is the source of this 9083-nucleotide messenger RNA. RefSeq names its product RNA binding motif protein 4 (gene RBM4). Lineage: Eukaryota; Metazoa; Chordata; Mammalia; Primates; Hominidae. Gene Ontology annotation, molecular function: mRNA binding; zinc ion binding. The transcript is spliced from 3 exons. Gene Ontology annotation, cellular component: nucleus. The record is from RefSeq and is a predicted model, not a curated record. Bases 6126 to 6647 code for a protein of 173 amino acids.
CUUGAACCUGGGAGGCAGAGGUUGCAGUGAGCCAAGAUUGAGCCACUGUACGGCUGCCUGGGCGGCAGAGUGAGACUCCGUCUCAAAAAAAAAAAAAAAAAAAAAACUCAUAGAUUGCAUUUUUAUGUCUAAGUAGUUUUCACUGUCACCAGUGUUUACCCCUAAGUUUGUAUUUGUCCCUCAUUUCCAAGAGUCUCAUCUCUUAUUUCUCAGUUAUAUUUCUGUAUACACUGCCCUUUUUAUUGAAGAUUGGCAGCCAGAUUACAUAUUUAUUCUUGGCUCUGAAAAAAUGUCAGCUUUCUAGAUGAUUGGACAAGUCACUUUACCUCUGAGGAGCUUGGUAGCCUAGUCAGCAAAUUAAGAAUCACCAAAAUAGCAUCUACCGUGUUCCAGACAAGGUGCUUUUAUUUACUUAUUUUAAUUUUUUCAGAUGGUCUCUCUGGUUGCUGAGGCUGGAUGGAGUGCAGUGGCAUGAUCUUGGCUCACUGCAGCCUCUGCCUCCUGAGCUCAGGUGAUUCUCCCACCUCAGCCUCCCAAGUGGCUGGAACUACAGGUGCGCACCACCACACCCAGCUAAUUUUUUUGUAUUUUUAGUGGAGACAGGGUUUCUCCAUGUUGCCCAGGCUGGCCUUGAACUCCACCCGCCUUGACCUCCCAAAGUGCCGGGAUUGAAGGCAUGAGACACUGUGCCCGACCAACAAGGUGGUUUUAAAACAUCCGUUUUGCCAGGUAUGGUGGCUCACACCUGUAAUUCCAGCACUUUGGGAGGCUGAGGCGGGUGGAUCACCAGAGGUCUGGAGUUCGACACCAGCCUGGCCAACAUGGCAAAACCCCUCUUCUACUAAAUAUACAAAAUUAGCCAGGCAUGGUGGCACAUGCCUGUAAUUUCAGCUACUUAGGAGGCUGAGGCAGGAGAAUCCCUUGAAUCCCGGAGGUAGAGGUUUUCUGUGAGCCGAGAUAGUGCCAUUGCACUCCAGCCUGGGCAACAAGUGCAAAACUCCUUCUCAGAUAAAUAAAUAAAUAAAACAUCUCUUUUGAUGUCAUUCUCUGUAGUUGAGCUGGUAAGGCAGAGGAUUUGGAUCAGAUCUCUCUAAUUGGCCUUUAUUUAUUUAUUUAUUUAUUUAUUUAUUUAUUUAUUUAUUUUUUGAGACAGAGUUUUGCUCUUGUUGCCCAGGCUGGAGUGUAGUGGUGCGAUCUCGGCUCACUGCAACUUCUGCCUCCUGGGUUCAAGUGAUUCUCCUGCCUCAGACUCCCUAGUAGCUGGGAUUACAGGCAUGCGCCACCACGCCCGGCUAAUUUUGUAUUUUUUUUUUUUUUAGUAGAGACGAGGUUCCUCCAUGUUGGUCAGGCUGGUCUCGAACUCCCGACCUCAGGUGAUCUGCCCAUCUCGGCCUCCCAAAGUGAUGGGAUUACAGGCAUGAGCCACUGCGCCCGGAUUAAUUGGCCUUUUAGUUAAAAAUAUUUUUUUUUAAGGGGCAAGCAUUAAGUUCCUUUAGUACUCAGUAAAAUACAGGUAGGUGUAUAUCAGUAUGAAGACACUUGAACUACAAACUUCUCUACCUAAAGCUUCAUUUUGUUCCAGUUGUCAAAGUGGUGAUCAAAAUCUGUUAGCUUGGGUUACCUCUGGCUGUUGGGUACCUGCUUUUCUUUUUGAGGAAGACUGGAACAUGUACUAGGUGAUGAGUAAAGGUGCGUGUUUUCAGUACUGAUAAGUGUCCAGGUUUUUAACCCGAUAGUGACUGAAGAUCCGAAGUCAUUUCCCUCCUUUUGGCUAUCAAGAAGUUAACUCAUACAUUCAUUCAUUCAUUUACUUGUUAACUUAGUCAACAAAUAUUUGAGGGUCUUACUAUGUGCCAAGUACAGUUCUAACACUGAGGAUAUAAUAUAGAAUUAAUAAUAGGCUUUUUUAGAAUAAGUAUAGGAUUUCAAGUGGUAGUAUUCAGAAAGACAACAUGGAGUCAUAGGAUAGAGUUCCAAGGUAGGGUUGGGGUGGGUGAUGUUUUUAGAUCGGUGGCUGGUGUAAGAACCUGAAUAAAGAAUAUUCUAGUCUAAAUGAGCUUGGGAUAAGGCCAGUAUGUCUGAAGGGGUGAGCACAGCUGGUGGUCAAGGGCAGUGGCUGUUAGAAACAUAUUGGGAAAUUCCAGCAAGAACCAGAUAGGGGUAAGGUCUUAACGGUGCAAGAAGAGGAGUUUGAAUUUAUUUAUUUAUUUUUUGAGAUGGAGUUUCACUCUUGUAGCCCAGGCUGGAGUGCAAUGGCGCCAUCUCGGCUCACAGCAACCUCCGCCUCCCGGGUUCAAGCCAUUCUCCUGCCUCAGCCUCUGGAGUAGCUGGGAUUACAGGCAUGCGCCACCACAUCCGCCUAAUUUUGUAUUUUUAGUAGAGACGGGGUUUCUCCAUGUUGGUCAGGCUGGUCUCGAACUCUGGACCUCAGGUGAUGCCCGCCUCAGCCUCCCAAAGUGCUGGGAUUACAGGCGUGAGCUACCGCGCCUGGCCACUUGAAUUUAUUUCAAUUGCCUUAAAAAAAAAAAAAAAAAAAAACUAGGCCAGAUGCGAUGGCUCAUGCCUGUAAUCUCAACACUUUGGGAGGCCAAGGUGGGCAGAUCACGAGGUCAGGAGACCAGCCUGAUCAACAUGGUGAAACUCCGUCUCUACUAAAAAUACAAAAAUUAGCCAGCCGUGGAAGUGUGCGCCUGUAAUCCCAGCUACUUAGGAGGCCGAGGCAGGAGAAUUGCUUGAACCUGGGAGGCCGAGAUUGCACCACUGCACUCCAGCCUUGGCGACAGAGUGAGACUCUAUCUCAAAAAAAAAAAAAAAAAAAAAAAAUUAAAGCCAAGUCUGGGCAUGUAAUCUCAGGCCUGUAAUCUCAACACUUUUGAGAGGCUGAGGUGGGAGGAUUAUUUUUGGGCCCAGGAGUUCAAGACCAGCCUGAGCAACAUAGAGACCUCAUCUCCCAAAAAUGAAAAAAAAGUUAGCCAUGUGUGGUGGCACACACCUGUAAUCCCAGCUACUUGGGAGGCAGAGACAGGAGGAACACUUGAGCCCAGGAGAUCAAGGCUUUAGUGACCUGUGAUUGUGACACCGCACUCCAGUCUGGGUGACAGCAUGACCUGGUCUCUUUAAAAAAAAAAAAAAAAGGCAGGAAAUUUAUUGGCUAUUAUCCAGCCCUUUUUCUAAAUUAAACCACCCCAAGUACUAUUCUCAUCAUCCUUGCUUAUUAUAUGUUAACAAUUGCCAUAGUUUUGUGGGUUUUGUUUGUUUUUGAGACGGAGUCUCACUCUGUCGCCCAGGCUGGAGUGCAGUGGCGUGAUCUCAGCUCACUGCAACCUCCGCCCCCACGGUUCAAGCAAUUCUCCUGCCUCAGCCUCCCUGGUAGCUGGGAUUACAGGCGCGUGCCAUCAUGCCUGGCUAAUUUUUUUUGUAUUUUUGGUAGAGACGGUUUCACCAUGUUGGACAGGCUGGUUUCGAACUCCUAACCUCAGGUGAUCUGCCCACCUCGGCCUCCCAAAGUGCUGGGAUUACAGGCGUGAGCCACCGUGCCCGGCCGAGAGGAUUGCUUCUGAGCGCAGGCAUUUCAGACCGGUCUGGGCAACAAAGAGUUCGUUUCUAUAAUAAAUUAAAAAAAUAGCGAGGCCUGGUGGCACGCACCUGUAGUCACAGCUACUUGGGAGGCUGAGGAGUUCCAGGCUGCAGUGAGCUAUGGAUAGUGCCACUGUACUCCACUCUGGGUGACAUUGCAAGAACUGUCUCCAAAAAAGGCAGGGAGAUUAUUUAAUGUGGUUCAUUCAGGAUGAGCUUGUAAAGUGUUACAUAGCUAACUAGACCUAGUUGGGUUUCAGAGGUCAAAUCAGGUAAUUAGGUUUUGGGCUGCAUGCGGAGGUGGUUAGUAGUUUUGAUGUCCGCACACUGGGCUUGAACUGUGAUCCUGAGAUUUAUGCUUCAAUCUGGAGAGAUUAUUACUUACAGUGAGUUGAUCCUUGUUAUACUUUGGUAUUUUGGAAGAAAGUUUUAUCCCCAGACAUGCUGAGACAAGAGAUCUAACUGAAGGAGAUGAGAGGAUUUCUAUACCAUAUGCGUUACCUUCUAAUGCUGGCCACCUCUGAAGGGCACGUGGCAGCUGAGACGAAAUUGAUUUUCUUCAUCACUGAUCCCGUGGCCUUUACACAGGCUCAGAGGUGCAUCAGAAUCCACAAUGAAGUGGACAAGAUUAGUGACCAACACAUCUGUAAAUGUUAUAUUUUCUUUUUUUAGUUCCUUAGCUUUUUCUACCCUAGGAUAAAUUAUUGACCAGUUUUCUGCAGUCAGAUUCCUGAAUCAUGUUGGGGUUUUUUUUUUUUUUUUUUUUUAGUUUCACUCUUGUCGUCCAGGCCACUCUUGUCUUCCCUCACUGCAACCUCUGCCUCCCGGGUUCAAGCGAUUCUCCUGCCUCAGCCGCCUGAGUAGGUGGGAUUACAGGGGCCUGCCACCACGUUCGGUUAAUUUUUGUAUUUUUAGUAGAGAUGGGUUUCACCAUGUUGGCUAGGCUGGUCUUGAACUCCUGACCUCAGGUGAUCCGCCCGCCUCGGCCUCCCAAAGUGCUGGGAUUACAGGCGUGAGCCACCGCACCUGGCCCUCGUGUUGGGUUUUAAAACCCACUCUUUUUUUUUUCCCCCAAACUCUGACUUCACCUUUCUCUUUAUGAAACCGUUCUCUUUUUGGGGCGGGGGUGGUGGUGAAGAAGCUGUUUUGGAUGGUGGUGUGUGGUACUUGUGUCAUCUUCACUCCUGAUGAUCCCUUUCCUCAUAAACUCUGCACUGCUUUUAGCCUGUUCGUGUUAUAAGUUCUUCCAUCCAGUCCCUGCACUCCACCUUUUAACCCUUUUCAAAAGCUGCUUCGCAAAGGGUCUUGACUAAAGUUGCUUGCUUAAUGAAUAUGAAGCAGCCUAAGGAUGAGAGAAAACGAGGCAGCAGCUGGACCGUCUGGAGAAUGUUACUUUGUAUUUUAUUUACAGCUGGUUGUGACUAAGCUCUUUCCUCUAAAGUCGGUUCUAGGGGAUUAAAACAGCUCUGGCUGAUGGCGCCCAAUAAAAUAAAACAAAAAAACCUUUGCUGCUCCAGUUUUUUCUCAGGGUGGGGUCGGGGUAUACUUUGAAUCUCCAUGAUCUCAGAAAGGUUUCUUCAUCGCGGACCCUGGGAGGCUGGUUCCCAGAGGGAACUUGUCCUCAGCGUCUCCUGGACAGUGCAGCCUCCUGCCGGGCCUACUUCUGGAAGGCCAUUACAGAGGUCCUUUCACCACCUGUGAGAGGUUUGAUUUUGGGGGAGCUCCGGGACUCUCAAGGCUACAGUGUGGACUACUGGCCCAAGGAGAAGGUUGGUUUCCUGAAGUGGUGGGUGGUGGGUUGGGGGGGUCUUCGUUGUUUUUCUUCCCUGGCAUGUGCCUGCAUAAGCUAUUUCCACAGCGUCCUGGCCGCGAGGGGGGUGGUGCUUGGGAGGUUAGAGGGAGACACCUAGAGUGAACGGCAAAAUGGAGCGCGGAAUACUGUCUGGCUGUGCACGUGGAGGUGGCGAAAUGUGGAAGCUUAACGAAGUUGGCGCCAUGAAGCUAAAGACUGCUACCCCGGGGCUCUAGCUCGCUCCGCCUAAUGGCGGGCCGCACCCCGCCGGCGAAGCCGACGUUUGUAGGUCCGCCCUCACGCUGAUCUCUUGCCCAAUCAGUGUGUUCGGCUUCGCGAGGUUGGUGCCCAUUGGCUUUCGCAUAAAAGCUCCGAGGUUACAGACGUUUCCACCUCUUGCCGGCCUCUUAGGUAAUUGGCGUCCGUGGUAACCAAUCAGGAAGAGGAUCUGCGGGAUCGCCGGCCUUUUAUUUUUUGAGUGGCCAAUCCGGUUGUAGGCUCACCUCCCCCUUCUACCCAGAGCAGUGCUGCGGCCGCCGCCAUUUUAGCGUUUUGUCAGAAGCGUCCGCGCCGCGAGGAGGAGGCCCUGCUGGUUUCUGUGCGGGUGAGACUCCGAGCCUUUCCACUGCCUUUCUUGUACUGUGUUAAAUCUUCUCUCACUCCGUUGGGCUUCGGGCUUGUCCUGGUAGGUUCGCAGCCUCCACACCCGUCACUGAGAGCCGACCUCGGUCCUCGGCACUGCGCGGCUCUUGUCAGGAUGGUGAAGCUGUUCAUCGGAAACCUGCCCCGGGAGGCUACAGAGCAGGAGAUUCGCUCACUCUUCGAGCAGUAUGGGAAGGUGCUGGAAUGUGACAUCAUUAAGAAUUACGGCUUUGUGCACAUAGAAGAUAAGACGGCAGCUGAGGAUGCCAUACGCAACCUGCACCAUUACAAGCUUCAUGGGGUGAACAUCAACGUGGAAGCCAGCAAGAAUAAGAGCAAAACCUCAACAAAGUUGCAUGUGGGCAACAUCAGUCCCACCUGCACCAAUAAGGAGCUUCGAGCCAAGUUUGAGGAGUAUGGUCCGGUCAUCGAAUGUGACAUCGUGAAAGAUUAUGCCUUCGUACACAUGGAACGGGCAGAGGAUGCAGUGGAGGCCAUCAGGGGCCUUGAUAACACAGAGUUUCAAGGCAAGAUAACCCCUGUGACAGAAGGCUACUGUUGCUGUAACAAAGGGCAUACAUACAUUUUCAAGAACUGCAAUUUAAUUUUGGAGUCCAGGAAAAGCAGAAGAUGCUGAGAUGUCAUAUAUGGCGAAUUGCACUAUUCUAAAUGUGUUUUGUUUUAAUCUUUCACAGUAAACAAGCUUUCAGAAAUGAUGGUCACAAGGGGUAGGAUAUCAAGGAGCAGCCAGUCAUUCACCCAAUUCCAACACACCUACAUGUCACACUGUCACAGAGUGAGAGCCACAGUUCCAGUAGUUCCCCUAAUUGACCAAAUCUCCCUUGCCAAAUCAAAAGAAGAAAUCAUUCCUAGAAUUCUCUAAUCCUUCUAUUGAUGAUGGGAACUCCAGACACCAAUGGCUGGGGGAAAAAAAAAGUUAACUCACACCAAGUUCCUCUACUUAUUACAGACAAAGGGCCAAAUCUUGGUCUUGAUCUGUGCCAAUCGACUUCAAAAGUUGUGACGUUCUUGGAUCAGUUCUGCUAGGGUGAGACCCGAAUUUGGAUCCCCAACAGUUCUGGAGUAUUUCAUCCUGGCAGCCUCAUUAACAUCAGGCUCCUGGGACUGCAACCAACUCAGGGUUAUUCAGUCCAUUUGAGGUUCACACCUGGAAGGUAAGUUUCUUUAAAAGUCAUCGCUAAAAAGAGGUUAGUUGAACAACCACUGCUUGCAGUCAAAAUUCAUUUUAAAAUGUCCUAGCAAUACCUUUUGAAGACCACAAUAUAUGAAUUUAAUAUUUAACUUUGAAACAUAAGAGACAGGUUAUCUGAUAGAUUUAUACCAGCUUACUUCGGAAGCAUAUCCCACCUCAUGCUAGAUCCAGCUGCAUUAAAAGUAAAAAUUAAUGGCAAACUAUAAAUUUUAAGAUCAUUUGCUUCACACAUAAACACAGACUAGCUGCAUGGUGGUCUCAAGAGAUCUCAAGUCUUGCUGACAUGCAUAUAGGAUACAACUUAUUACAGGUUCAUAACAUUUGCUUCUCAAUUCACAUAAAAGAGCAAAUUGCUGUGGCUUUGCUUUUUAAUUUUUUUUUCUUUUUUUUUUUUUUUUAAGAGAGAGAGGAGCCACUCUUGCCCAGGCUGGAGUGCAGUGGCUAACUGCAGUCUCUCACUCCUGGGCUCAAGGGAUCUUCCAGCCUCAGCUUCCUGAAUAGUUGGGACUACAAGCACAAGCCACUGUACACAGCUGCUUUGUUAUCUUCUACAUAUAUACCAAAGGGAUAAGUUAGGAACACCAGAAACUCAGUAGUAACUCACUUUAACCUUGCUUCUGGGGCUCCAAUUCAAGUGAUGCUCAAUUUCAAGGUACAAGGAAAACCAUGAGAAUAUAAAGUCAUAAUGCCAUUUCCACUCAGAUGAAAAGAUUUAUCUAUCUUUAGAUACUCAAAAUUAUUCUUGGCAUUUUAGCACUUUUGGUACACAUUUCCUGAUGUAGGAAAUAGUAAAAUUUCAGAGCCUAUGGCAUUGGCUUUCACCACCUAUGCAAUUUUCUACACAUCUGAAAAUUACCAGUUUAUCUAACUCCUUAAAUGUUCCUCUCUUCAACAACAAAAAACACAAAACAAAAAUUGCUGGAAGAAACAGGAAGCAUCCAGGUCCAAAUGACAGCAUAACAGGCUAUGAAGAAACAGGGCUUAAGUGCCCAUCUAGAACAAGAUGGUCUAGAUUACAAUAAGGACCCCAUGGGACAGAACAUCAAAACAUUCAACUUUCAAGUAAAUGUCUUGGAAGUAAACAUUUAAAAUUUAUAGGACUUCCUCUGGCAUGUAGGUAUGAUAUUAGAAGAGUUUCCUUUGACAAAGGACAAUGACCCAAGAAGUAGGUUUUUUUUGUUUUGUUUUGUUUUUUUUAAAUAAAGGAGAGACAGUCUCACUCUGUUGCCCAGGCUGGAAUACAGUGGUGUGAUCAUAGCUCACUGCAGCCUCUUUUAACUCCUGGGCUCAAGCGAUCCUUCCAACCUCAGCAUUCUGAGUAGCUGGGAUCACAGGUGCUCCCCAUCACACCCUGCUAAUUUAAUUUUCUUUGUAGAGACAGGGUCUUGCUAUGUUGCCUAAGCUGGUCUUGAACUCCUGGGCUCAAGUGAUCCUCCCGCCUCAGCCUCCCAGUGUUAGGAUUACGGGAGUGAGCCACUGCCUCUGCCUUCAGGUAGCAGUUUUAUUAGCAAACUAUAAGCCUAAAGUAAUAGUUAAAAUUCUCACUGUGAUAUUCAUUACUAACCCCUGAACCUGUACCCUUCAGCUUACCACUACAGUACUUCUGUAGUAGAGCGAGCAUGGGUUUUGGUAUCAGACAGGUCCGAAUUUGAAUUCUGAUUCUACCUUUCAUUUACCAAAUGACUUUGGGCAAAGUACUUAACCUCUCUGAGCUUUAGUUCCCUUCUCUGUAAAAGAAUAAAAUAUUUCAGUCUUAUCGUAUAGAUGAUAUACAGAGGGCACAUAACAAAUGUUAGAUCUCUCAAAUGUUUUUCUGUAACCCAAAUAUGCUUACAACUGAUUAAAGAAUGUUCUAACAAA